Messenger RNA from Melanotaenia boesemani (Boeseman's rainbowfish), 3603 nucleotides. RefSeq names its product proline-rich protein 36-like. Gene Ontology annotation, molecular function: RNA polymerase II cis-regulatory region sequence-specific DNA binding; DNA-binding transcription factor activity, RNA polymerase II-specific. Gene Ontology annotation, biological process: regulation of transcription by RNA polymerase II. The transcript is spliced from 3 exons. Lineage: Eukaryota; Metazoa; Chordata; Actinopteri; Atheriniformes; Melanotaeniidae. The record is from RefSeq and is a predicted model, not a curated record. The coding region runs from base 423 to 2096 and encodes 557 amino acids.
AAUGAGGCGGGAUCAUUUCAGCUGCGACUGUCAAGAUUGGCAAAGGGCUGGCGCUGCUGUUGCGUGCAGGUAAAAAGAACAAGCGACAGAAAAAAAAGCCUGAAAACAUUCAUCCUAGCUGAAAGCGAGGGCUGCAAUGGAAACGUGGAAAUCUCAUCGACUGGAACAAACUAAAAAGCGAGGAUUUUAAGUCGGUGAAAAAAGCAAAAACAUCUUUUCAUCUUGGAAGAAAGUGCUGUUGUGUCAACCAUCGUUGGGCUUUCUUUCACGCUUUGUACAGCAAGCAACUUGGACAGCUGCGUGUUUGCAAGCGAGCCAUCAACAAAGAAUGAAAGCAUUGAAACGAGUGAACAUGACAAGUCAUCUCCUCUUCCGUAGCCUCGGAGGAAGAGCAUCGCCCGGAGCAGGAGCACUCUUCCGCCAUGUCUGACAGCGAUGACGGCUCCCCACUCGACCUGUCAGGAAGAGGGCUUCUUGGGAAGCGCCGUCGCCGUGGCAACCUACCCAAGGAGGCGGUGCAGAUUCUCCGGAGCUGGCUGUACGAGCACCGCUUCAAUGCCUACCCGUCGGAGCAGGAGAAACUCAGCCUGUCGGGACAAACCAACCUCUCUUUGCUGCAGAUAUGUAACUGGUUCAUCAAUGCACGUCGCCGCCUGCUCCCUGACCUGCUUCGGAAGGACGGCAAAGAUCCCACCAAAUUCACAAUCUCUCGUAAAGUUGGAGGUAAAAAUGAGAGCCAUUCAGCUAACGGAGGUGAAGCCAGUUCACUAGAAAAUGGUGCUUCUACAGCCUCUUCUCAGCAGCGUCCAUCUGUGAUCCGCUCAGCACCUACUUUGGAUCUCAGUCUACUUGGUAACACGGCAACAGCUAUCCUGACAGGGGCGGGCUACCCUGGUAAGGAAGGAUCAGUCCAGGCGCUUAUGAGGCUGGAUACGCAAAGCCUGCUACGGGAAGCAGAGGAAAAGGGGGCUCAGUCGGCUUGCCUCACCAGCACAACAAUAGCAGCUAGUCCUACCGGUGGCCUCUUCAACACGCCUCCUCCGACUCCUCCUGAGCUGUACCCAACCCAAGACUUUAGUGAUUUGAGGCUCCUCGUAGAUGCAGCUCUGCAAAGGGCUGCAGAGCAAGAGAGACUCGAAGAGACCCAGAACAAACUCUCAGAGUCUGUAACAACUGAAGUAGUAAAUGAGAAGUCCAGUGCUCACAGCAGUAACAUGGGCCCAACCCCACCUCCAGAGGAACAAGUCAUGGAUCCUUCCAGGGUGCAGAGUUUAAUGGAGAAGGCUAUGGCUGUUACAGUGUCCGACGGAACUUCAUUAAAAUCUCCCGUGCCUGCGUCCUCAGGAGCAUCUGUGCCAGUCCCAGCUCCAGUAUUGCUGUCAGCCUCGAGGAUAUCAUCCCUUCCAAUGAAUAAAGUCUUAUGGAGUCCCGUAGAGGUGGACUCUGUCCGAGCAUCCAGCCCAAACCAACCUCAACUUAUCCCAGCCAUAGUGCCAGUGUCUGCCUUAGUCUUGGGACACUCAGAUUUGCAGAAACCAGCUGCUGUCCCAGCUGGUACUCCAGCACCAUUAUCAGCUUCUGUCUCACCUCCCUGCACAGGUCCUGCAGAUAAUUCAGUGCCGGAAACUAGAUCAGUCUCGGUGCCAUCACUAGGCGCUACAAGCCAGGAUUCUUCCCCAACUUCUCUUCCUCCAGCUGUCACCUCUAGAGGAGUCCCACUUCACCUGCCAUUCCACAAACCUCCUUUUAUCCCGGCAACGGCCCCAUGCUCGAUACCCAGUUCACCCCCAGUGUCUUCUGCAACACCAGUUUCUGCCUCUGCCCCCUCUCUGGCUGCUGUCCCCGCUGCAGCUUUGCCUACUUCAGCGAUCACACCUUGCCUGGGCCUCACCUCCCACCUCCCCCCUCCUCUGCAGCCUUUCUCCACAGGCAGCAGCAGCAGUUUGCAGAGGAAUUCAGCAAUGGUGCCCAGCGUUUGGAGUGUGGUUCACGCUCACACCAGGCAACCCACUUCACUUCAAGUGGUAAAGACCCCCAUCACCACCGUGUGGGGGCCUCAACACGGGCUGCACACAGUGAGUGAAACUGUCAACUAAAAGCUGGAGCUGGAUAUCUUGUAUAUUUGGGGUGGAGUGAAGCCAACCUCUUUUUAGUUUGGAAACACUGUAUAUAGAAGAAUGUAUCGUCACAACCAGUCAUGAAGUCCUGAGCCUGCACAAGACCAAGUAAGCUAACAGGCAUGAGGUGAUUUUGAGGCUAAGAACUUUUAAUGUUUAAUACACUGUUUGCAUUGAAAGCUGAUUCUUUUAUAACACUCGACCAUUUCUGUCAGACUGAAUGCUCUUCAGUAUGGAGUAAAUGUUUUGUACAAAAGUUUUGAUGCCAUUUUCAGCGACCUACUAUGUUAAGAUUUUGAAUAAGAAGAAAAAUAUCCCACAUUUGUAGAAAAAUUGAGCCAGUCUAGUGAUCAGCACAACAGAUUGGCCUCUCGAGUUGCAGUGCUGGACUUUUAUGAAUGUAAAAAGACAUUUAUGCUCACGACUGGUUGACCUAAAAAGGAUAACGUGAUUUUUAUUUUAUCAGAACAGCAACAACUUAAUAGAUUUUCAUAGUUGUGCAAUUCAAAUGACCAAUUUUUAUUUUUUUAUUCCUAUUUUUUUAUUCUUAUUUUUAUCAGUAAGUAUUUCUUUUUUCUUUGUAUUUUCUUCCCUUACUCUGUUGUUGUAAAGAAGCUAAGCAGAAGGGAAAUUGUAUAUACUGCAGCAAGCCUCACAAAUGAAUCAGUUGACUCCAAAUAUCCCCAUCACAUCAUGCUGCCUUUUUAUGUCAUUUUCCCCUCAUGACUUAUCUUGGCUCACAUUUACAAACACACUCGAGUUUCACAUGUUUUUUUUUUUGUUUGUUUUUUUUUUUGUGCCAGUUUCAUUUCAUAAGUUUUAUUUCAACAAAUGAGCAGUAUUUUCUUUGUUUCUGUCCAGAAAAGCAUCUGCUGUCAUCUCACCCAGCUCCCAAAGGGGUGUAGCUGCAUAUAGCCCGCAUUAUGUUACAUAGGCCAGUCUCAGUGGAGAGGUGAUGCAGGAAAAACACUACGGUUUACUGUUUUUCAAAUCUGAAUGUCAUAUUGGUGGAAAGGGGUAGUUAAUACUUGCAGGUUUACUUUACAAAGCAAAUGUAGCACACUUAGUAUCUGGUAUUCUUCUCUGUUGGUACUAGAUCAUUAACAUUUUAGUUCAGUUGAUCUAUAUUUUCAGUUUGGUUCAGAAACGGUUUCUAUAGAAUUCCUUAUAAUCCAUAAAUCUUUAGUUUCUGUGAAACUGUGUUAGGAUAAGCCACAAUAUCAGGCUGAAUACUAUCUGGACAUCUAUUAACAGUAGCAGUGUGUGUGUGUAAAGAAAAAGUGGGUUUUCUUGUGCUGUUGUUAAUUGUCAGCUUUCAUAUUUACCAAUGUCACUGAGCUGCUUUUGGUUCACUUGGUUGCAUUUUUCAUGUGCAUGUUGUUGGAGACAAAAGAAGGAAGUGUGAUGUUGGAUCUUACUGCUGAGCAAUAACCACUGUGACCAUUCCCUGAAAACCUCAUUCCACGCUUCACUGUUGUUUUUGUGU